AUGGCGGAGCGCGUUCCGCAGCCCCCAGCUAAACGGCUCUGCUGCCGACCCGGGUAUAAUACAACAUGCAGACAGGGGCAACGGGCUGGAGGAACGGUAUGUGGUGGUUCGGGUACUGGUCAAGGGGGGUCGAGCAAAACCCAGAGUCCAGAAUCUCUCUUGGACAUCGCAGCAAGGAAAGUAGCCGAGAAGUGGCCAUUUCAAAGGGUAGAGGAACGCUUCGAAAGGAUCCCAGAGCCCGUUCAAAGGAGGAUCGUCUUCUGGUCUUUCCCGAGGAGCGAACGGGAAAUCUGCAUGUAUUCCUCCUUCAACACAGGCGGAGAGGAGAGUGGGGCUGCCGGGGAGAACAGUGACGAAACCCGGCUGCCUUUCCGACGAGGCAUAGCAUUGCUGGAGAGUGGCUGUGUAGACAACGUAUUGCAAGUCGGUUUUCAUCUCAGCGGAACAGUCACGGAACCGGCCACGCCGUCGGACCCGGAGGUCGUGUGCAGCGUGGCGAUCAGCUUCGACCGCUGCAAAAUCACCUCGGUCACGUGCGGCUGCGGCAACAAAGACAUCUUCUACUGCGCCCACGUGGUGGCGCUGUCCUUGUACCGCGUACGGCGGCCGGAGCAGGUCAAACUGCACCUGCCCAUCUCCGAAACGCUCUUCCAGAUGAACCGCGACCAGCUGCAGAAGUUCGUUCAGUAUCUCAUCUCCGUCCACCACACAGAGGUGCUGCCCACCGCUCAGAGGCUGGCAGACGAAAUCCUCUCGCAGAACUCCGAAAUCAACCAAGUGCACGGAGCACCAGACCCCACGGCGGGAGCAAGCGUGGACGAUGAGAACUGCUGGCACCUGGAUGAGGAGCAGGUCCAGGAGCAGGUCAAACUCUUCCUCUCCCAGGGGGGUUACCACGGCUCGGGCAAACAGCUAAACCUCCUCUUCUCCAAGGUGAGGGAAAUGCUAAAGAUGCGGGACUCCAACGGGGCGCGCAUGUUGACGCUGAUCACGGAACAGUUCAUGGCGGACCCGCGCUUGGCUCUGUGGAGGCAGCAGGGUACCAGCAUGACUGACAAAUACCGACAGCUGUGGGACGAACUAGGUGCCUUGUGGAUGUGUAUCGUCUUAAACCCUCACUGUAAGCCGGAGCAGAAGGCUGCCUGGCUGAGGCAGCUCAAGAAGUGGAACGGCGUGGACGUGUGCCCCUGGGAGGACGGUAACCACGGCAACGAGCUGCCCAAUUUAACCAAUGCCUUGCCUCAGGGUGCGCACGGCAACCAAGACUCAGGCACCAGGCCCCACAGGACUGUUUUCACGCGAGCGAUCGAGGCAUGUGAUCUCCACUGGCAGGACAGCCACUUACAGCACAUCAUCAGCGACGACCUCUACACCAACUACUGUUACCAUGACAACACUGAAAAUUCACUCUUCGACUCUCGCGGCUGGCCCUUGUGGCACGAGCAUGUCCCCACAGCCUGUGCCAGGGUAGAUGCACUGAGAUCACAUGGUUACCCCAGGGAGGCCCUGCGAUUGGCCAUCGCCAUCGUCAACACUCUGCGCAGGCAGCAGCAGAAACAGCUGGAACUCUUCAGACGCCACAAGAAAGACAUACUUCAUAAAGGGAUCACCUCUACCACUAAUCUGGAGGGUUGGGUGGGCCAUCCGCUUGACCCCAUCGGGACCCUGUUCAGUACCCUGAUGGAGGCAGCGCGAGGGGAGGAGGACAACUCACAGGGCGGCUUCCUCGACCUCUCAGGUACGGACCUACUCUACACGCACUUGUUCCAGACGGCGCCGCGGUUCCUGGAGGAGGGCGAGUCGUACCUGGCGCUAGCGGUGGAGACGGCGCUGACGGGCCUGGGCCAGCAGAGGAUCAUGCCCGACGGCCUGUACGCCCAGGAGAAGAUCUGCCGAAACGAGGAACAGCUCAUCGCCAAGCUGCAGGAAGUGGAUCUGGACGACACCCUCGUCAAGAUAUUCCGCAAGCAAGCAGUCUUCCUCUUAGAGGGUGGGCCCUACAGUGGCCUGGGUGAACUCAUCUACCGAGAGAGCGUCCCAAUGCACACUUUUGCCAAGUAUCUCUUCACCUCCCUGCUACCUCACGAUGCUGAUCUGGCAUAUAAAAUUGCACUGAGAGCAAUGCGGUUACCGGUGUUGGAAUCCACGGCUCCCUCCGGCGACAUGACUCGACCUCACCAUAUAGUAUCAGUUGUCCCCAACCGUUACCCGCGAUGGUUCACACUGAGUCACAUAGAGUCACAGCAGUGUGAGCUGGCCUCCACCAUGCUCACUGCAGCCAAAGGUGACGCUCGUAAGUUGGAAACAGUAUUAGAGUCCAUCCAGAAGAACAUCCACUCCUCAUCUCACAUCUUCAAACUGGCACAGGAUGCAUUUAAAAUCGCCACCCUCAUGGACAGUCUCCCCGAUAUCACUCUCCUCAAAGUCUCUCUGGAGCUGGGCCUCCAGGUAAUGCGAAUGACGCUUUCCACGCUGAACUGGCGAAGGAGAGAAAUGGUGAGGUGGUUGGUCACAUGUGCCACAGAAGUCGGAGUUUACGCACUGGACAGCAUCAUGCAGAGCUGGUUCACCCUCUUCACGCCCACGGAGGCCACCAGCAUCGUGGCCACCACAGUCAUGUCCAACAGCACCAUCGUCCGUCUGCACCUGGACUGCCACCAACAGGAGAACCUGGCCAGCAGCGCCCGAACCCUCGCCCUCCAGUGCGCCAUGAAGGACCCGCAGAACUGUGCCCUCUCCGCUCUCACGCUCUGCGAGAAAGACCACAUCGCCUUCGAGACGGCCUACCAGAUCGUCCUGGACGCGGCCACCACCGGCAUGAGCUACACGCAGCUAUUCACCAUCGCCCGCUACAUGGAACAUCGCGGGUACCCCAUGCGGGCGUACAAGCUGGCCACCCUGGCCAUGGCCCACCUGAACCUGAGCUACAACCAGGACACGCACCCGGCCAUCAACGACGUGCUCUGGGCUUGCGCCCUCAGCCACUCCCUGGGCAAGAACGAGCUGGCCGCCAUCAUCCCCCUGGUGGUGAAGAGCGUGAAGUGCGCCACCGUGCUGUCGGACAUUUUGCGGCGGUGCACGCUGACCACGCCCGGCAUAGUGGCCAUACACAGUCGCAGGAACUCUGGGAAACUGAUGUCAUUGGACAAAGCCCCGUUGAGACAGCUCUUGGACGCGACGAUCGGGGCUUACAUCAACACGACGCACUCCCGACUCACCCACAUCAGUCCGCGCCACUAUAGCGAAUUCAUCGAGUUUCUCAGCAAAGCCAGAGAGACUUUUCUCAUGGCGCACGACGGACACAUCCAAUUCACGCAAUUCAUAGACAACCUAAAACAGAUUUACAAAGGAAAAAAGAAACUGAUGAUGCUUGUACGAGAGAGGUUCGGUUAACGAGGAGCCUCGCCUCUCCUUUUACUUGAG
Molecule: messenger RNA, 3423 nt
Organism: Chanos chanos (milkfish)
Lineage: Eukaryota; Metazoa; Chordata; Actinopteri; Gonorynchiformes; Chanidae
Gene: zswim6
Product: zinc finger, SWIM-type containing 6
Exons: 14
Coding region: 1-3393 (1130 amino acids)
Cellular component (GO): Cul2-RING ubiquitin ligase complex
Source: RefSeq, a predicted model, not a curated record